AUGGAGGUAGUGCUGAUCUUUCUAUGCAGCCUUUUGGCCCACAUUGUCCUGGCCGGUGCAGUUGAGAGGGAGAAGGAAAUUGACCCUUUUCGUUAUGACUACCAGACCCUGAGGAUUAGGGGGUUGGUAUGUGCUGUGGUCCUCUUCUCCACUGGGAUCCUCCUUAUCCUAGGUUGCAGAUGCAAGUGCAGUUUCAAUCAGAAGUCCGGGACCCCAGGAGAGGAGGAAGCCCAGGUGGAGAACCUCGUCACUGCAAAUGCAACAAAGCUCCAGAAAGCAGAGAGCUGAACGAAGUGCAGCCCUCCAGUGGGAAGCCUCUGGAACCUGAAGGCAGCCGCUUGAACUUUUAGAUGCAAAUGUUGAUGCUUAAGAAAACAGCCACCUCAGCAACAAAUCUUUCCCCAAGAGAAGCCAAUAACUUGUGUGUCCCCCCACGCCCUUCCCUGUCCCUUCUAAACACCAUUCCUCCACCUGAUGAUCCAACUAAUCUCCUGCCUCACCACUGCAGCCUGCAGGCUCCUCCAACUCCUGUGAUGUGUCUGUGUGUGUGUUUGCUGACUGUAGUGUUCAUGGCUACUUGUUCAUGGUUAUUACUGUUAGUGAACUGUGGAUUCACUUUCCUGGGCAGAGGCUGAGCCAUGUGGCCAUCUGCUCCUCUCUGCCCCCCAUCACCUCUCACUCUUGGGAGUCUGCUUUUUUCCCUGGAGAGUCUAGCUCCUUCCCUUUAGAGCAUGGGCAGGAGUCUCCAGUUGUCUUGGGACCUGGGAAGGUUUGCACCACUUUCAUCAUCUUUCUUUAUGGAGUCUCUUCACUCCUUUUACAAGAACCUCGCUUCCUUAUCCCACUCCAACCCCAGUCUGUUCUGAAGAUCAGCAAUUAGAGAUACAAAGCAAAGCAAGGAGUUUGUGAGCCCAGCAUUGCCUUCAGGAGGCUAUUAUACCCUUCCAUGGUUAUUUUUCUCCCUGGGGAAGCACCAGGUAGCUCCAUCUGCCCUGCCCUUCACAUAGCACCCAGGGAUUCCAGGCUCAGGGCUGCUGCUUUUUUUCUUUUUUUUUCAGAGUCCCACUCUGUCACCCAAACCAGAAUGCAGUGGCACGAUCUCAGCUCACUGCAUCCUGGGUUCAAGGGAUUCUCAUGCCUGGGUCUCCCGAGUAGCUGGGAUUAUAGGCAUGCAGCACCACACCCAGCUAAUUUUUGUAUUUUUAGUAGAGAUGGGGUUUUCCCUGGCCUCAAGCAAUCCACCUACCUUGGCCUCCCAAAAUUCUGGGAUUACAGGUGUCAGCCACCAUGCCCAGACCAGGCCCAGGGCUUCUAAUCUGCCCUUGGGGAAUGUAGCCAUUACAUAUCUUAUCAGCAAUAACCACAGGGGCUGUGGUACCCCACCCGUCUCCAACCUUCCUGCUUCCAAUACUUCAACCUACAGCCCAGUUUUUGUGAGCACAGGCUUCCAUCCUUGAAGUUGAGUCUCCAGCAGGUGAUGACUGAAAGAUUCCCAUUCUGUUGCCGCCAGCACACUGGAACGGACAGAGGGAGAGUAAGGGGCCUUUGCUUCUCUGCCCAUGUCCCCUUGGUCAGCAAACUCCCGCAUCCUUUGUGCUGCCUGUCAGUGGUCAGAGAGGUGAGUGAGGUAGGUUAGAGACCCAGUAGGCUCCAUGCAGUGCUGCUGCAGAGGGUACAGGAAGAGGUCAAAGGUCAUAAUGACAGCGGGAGCUCAAACGAGAUCCCGCCCUUCCUGUCCUCCAUGUGCCUGUGGAAAUCAACCAACCGAGCCUCUGUGCCAGACUGCUGUUUUCUGUAUCACGAUCUGUCUGAACAACAGAAAAAAGGAAUAAAAUAUUUGUUUCCUAGUGAAAAAAACCCAUGAACAAAAAACAAGUAAACUUCAAUCAAUGGAUUAUUUUUAAAGUAAACAAAAGUUUUGGAAUCUUUUCUUGAGAAUUAAAAUAUUAUUUCAAGACUUUACAUAAACUAACAACUUUCUCAACUGUUAGUUACAGGAGCCAAUGAGU
Molecule: messenger RNA, 2009 nt
Organism: Pongo pygmaeus (Bornean orangutan)
Lineage: Eukaryota; Metazoa; Chordata; Mammalia; Primates; Hominidae
Product: FXYD domain-containing ion transport regulator 6-like
Exons: 1
Coding region: 1-288 (95 amino acids)
Biological process (GO): regulation of sodium ion transmembrane transporter activity
Cellular component (GO): membrane
Molecular function (GO): sodium channel regulator activity
Source: RefSeq, a predicted model, not a curated record